AUGUCGGCUCGGGCGUCUCGAAGGGGGAACACAGCGGCGUACGGUGCGUUGCCCGGUGCCCCUAUCUCGGAAAUACGUACACGAAAAUGGACAAAGGAGGUGGCGACGAAUCCUACUGAAGCAUUGCAAAAAGGAGCAUUCAAGAAGUCGAAAGGUGAGGAGGCUGGGCGCAAGCGUGGAGCAGGGGAAGUGGGUCGUAUGACGCGUAGUGUACGCCAGCAUUUAGACGCACCCUUGGAGCUGCUAUCGGAAUACCCCGUGCGUGUCCACACGUCACGUUACUCGUCACCCGCUCGUACGACGAUGGCGUUAUCCGCUCCAGCGUCUGUGCCCAUGUCAUCCCCUGAUACAAAUCUAGUGGCUGCUGCUUCUUAUCCUGCCGAUCAAGCCUCAGGUGUAUCUACUGUAACGAUAGCUGCGCAAGGGCAGAUUGAGCAAAAGCAGCCGGAGGCUGCUCUUACUGCUCAGCAAGUAACACAACCAACGCACCGAGUCGCUGCUACCGUAGUUAAAGCUGAAGCUGCAAUAACUGCCCCUACAACGACUGCAGCACCUGAUUUAACGCUUCAGAUGAUGCCACCAGUGUCUAACCAAUUGAUGGUUAACGUGCCAUCGGACGAACAACUGGAGAUGGUUCUGGACGAUCUGCCCAUGCUCGAUGCAGACGAUAGCUUUGAUUUGGAUGCGUUAGACCCUUCUUUCUUACCGACUCCUGUACCGAGAGGGACUCAAGCGACAAGCGGCAUGCAUUCUAGUAGUGCUGAUUUGAAGCAGCAGUCGGCUGAAGACUCGUUGGCCUCGCUUAGUGAAGACAACGCAUCAGGCAACUCGGGCUCGUCGAUGCCGUCGGUUUCCCCGCAGUCUUCGCCUCGAGUGAUGUCUCGCUCUUCGUCACCAUAA
This is a messenger RNA of Peronospora farinosa, 900 nucleotides long. NCBI's taxonomy places the organism in Eukaryota, Oomycota, Peronosporomycetes, Peronosporales, Peronosporaceae. The record is from the annotation of a GenBank genome assembly.